This is a messenger RNA of Wasmannia auropunctata (little fire ant), 1361 nucleotides long. RefSeq names its product pupal cuticle protein-like. The record is from RefSeq and is a predicted model, not a curated record. Lineage: Eukaryota; Metazoa; Arthropoda; Insecta; Hymenoptera; Formicidae. The transcript is spliced from 5 exons. The coding region runs from base 1 to 1035 and encodes 344 amino acids.
AUGAAGACCCUUAUCGUCUUAUCGUGCCUCUCGCUGUCGACGCUGGCACUGCCGGCGUACGCGCCUUAUGAGCCGUACGUUAACGGGGUGCACGGCGGUGGAUACUAUCACGGACCGCCGGCCCCGCUGGCCCACGACGGCCGGGUGAUCGACACGCCGGAAGUGGCCCACGCCAAGAAGGAGCAUCUGGCGGCGCACGCCGCGGAGGCUGCCAAAACGGCGCACUACGGGGGCGGCUUUUACGGUGGCGGGGACGGGGGUUACUACGGGGACGGAGGGUUCGGCGGAGGAUACGGAGGAGGAUACGGCGGGGGGAUAGGAGCCGGCGGACACCUCGGCUACGCCGUCGGACACGGCAAGUACCACGGCCCGCCGGCGCCGCUCGGCCACGACGGACGCGUGGUGGACACGCCGGAAGUGGCCCACGCCAAGGCCGCGCAUCUGCACGCCCACGCCGCGGAGCUGUCCAAGCAUCUGCCAGCGCUGCACGUGCCGACGGCCGCAAGUGUCUCUUGCCGAGAUCUAAGGGCGAUACGGGAUACCUUUGGGAUACGCAGGGUGACCGCGAUGAUCGGAUACCUCAUCCUCCUACUCGCAAUGUCGAGCGCUAUUCUGGCGGCUCCACAGUGGUACGGACAUCAUGCUUCUCCGGCGCCGUUGGGCCCGGACGGUCGCGUGGUGGACACACCGGAAGUCGCGCAGCUGAAAGCAGCCCAUUUGAGCGCUCUGGCGGAUGCUAAUGCACGGGCACCGAAGGGAUCGAUCGGCGCUUACGGGGGGCCCAGCGGAUACGCUUCCGGAAAUUACAUUUCGCAUUACAGCGGACCACCGGCCCCGCUGGGCCCGGACGGCCGCGUAGUUGACACGCCCGAGGUUCAGCAAGCCAAGGCCAUACAUUUCUCUCUCUACAAUGCGGAAGCGCGGCGCGUGCCGGCUGGUCCAGCCGAUCCAGUUGCCGUUGGCGCCUACGAUCCAUCCUGGAACAAUGGCGCCUACAAUUCCGCUUGGGACGGCCCGGUCGGCAGCUACUAUUAAUCCGAAUACGAUAGAAUGAUCGGAUCAGGACGACGCGACGCGCGGAGCGGAAUGCGCUUCCGCUCGUUCAGUAAACGUCGGCGAUCUGCCAGCGAAAUCGAUCGCACGAUCGCCGAUCGGUCGUGCCUGGAUCCAUCCGUGAUCCCCGACAUCCUUCCCAGCUACCUCAAGAAAAUUGGAAGACUAAGAUGCCACAUUACUAACUACCUCUCCGAUCAGCUCGAACAAACAGUUCUCUCUCGCCGAUCUACCACGGAAAGAACAAUUUUGCUGAAUCCAGAUCUGAAAAUAAUUUUUGUUCAAUAAUCAAAAUAAUUUUGUGCGAC